Molecule: messenger RNA, 306 nt
Organism: Leishmania major strain Friedlin
Lineage: Eukaryota; Euglenozoa; Kinetoplastea; Trypanosomatida; Trypanosomatidae
Exons: 1
Coding region: 1-306 (101 amino acids)
Source: RefSeq, a predicted model, not a curated record
AUGCCUUUGCCUCCUUUUGCCCCCAAUCAGUGGCGUGGGCAACGUGGCUCCCCCUGUGUCUAUCGUAUGGCGAACAGCUGGUGCUGCCAAGCCCGUCCUCCCCUCUGCCUCUGCUGCCGCGAUGUACGCCGUUGCCUCACCCCUUCCCCUUGCCUCCUUGUCUUAUCCGCGUCGAUAGUGGUUCUCGCACCGUUGUUUCGGAAGGAGACGGAGAAGUCUGUGUGUAUGUGUGUAUGUGUGUGUGUAUGUGCAUGUCGAGUCGGCGGAGUUGCGAGCAAUGCACUGAAGGGUAGGGAAAGGGUGUGA